GUAAGAUUCUGAACAAAAAAAAAAUAGCUGGAAUCAAGUUUCUGAAUAGCAAACAAGCCAUAUGAAGAAUAUACUAGUACCAAUUCUGGUAUUUUUCAUCGCGACAUCUACUCUAAUCAUUGCUGACGCCCAGACGAACUUUAACGUGACGGAUUUUGGUGCCAUUGGAGAUGGUCGAACUGAUAAUUCCAAAGCAUUCCUAAAGGCAUGGUCAGCUGUAUGUACAAUUGAAGACAUCGGCACACCGACGCUUAUAAUACCAGCAGGAACUUUUUUACUCAAUCCUACCACAUUCAAAGGUCCUUGCAAGUCUGCCGAAAUUCAUGUUCAGGUUUCCGGAAAAAUAGUAGCUCCCAACAAAAUUAGUGAAUGGCCAAACAGAUGUAAAACUCGAUUUUGGCUACUUUUUCAAGGAGUAAGCGGUUUGACAAUAGACGGAUCUGGUACAAUUGACGGUCAAGGGUCAGAUUGGUGGAAUAAUGCACAGAAAAAUUGCAAAAGACCAAGGGCAUUGCAAUUUCAUAAUUGUAAUAAGCUCAAAUUAAGUGGACUGACUCAUAUGAACAGCCCUAGAGUUCAUAUCGGUGUAAACGGUUGUCGAGGUGUCUCCUUCUCUAAUCUUCAAAUUUCAGCUCCUGAGAAUAGCCCUAAUACUGAUGGAAUCGAUAUCUCUAGCUCAACCAACGUUGAAAUCUCCAAUUCUACAAUCGGAACUGGUGAUGAUUGUAUUGCUAUCAAUGGAGGUUGCUCGCAUUUCAGCAUCAACAAUAUUAUUUGUGGACCUGGUCAUGGCAUUAGUAUUGGAAGCUUAGGAGAUAAAGGUCAACACGAUGUUGUGGAGGAUGUGCACGUGCGAAAUUGUACAUUCAUCAGAACAAUGAAUGGCGUCAGAAUUAAGACAUGGCCGGGUGGAACUGGAUAUGCUAGGAAUAUUUCAUUUGCUGGAAUUAUACUUAAAGAUGCUAAACACCCAAUAAUUAUAGACCAACAUUACUGUAAUGGCCACAAAUGUGCAGAAAAGAAAAAGGCAGUACAAGUGAGUGAAAUAAGUUAUAUAGGAGUAGAAGGAACAUCAGCAAGCAGACAAGCAAUUACAUUAGACUGUGCUAAAAUUGGAUGCGGAAGCAUAAUAAUGGAUCAAAUUAACAUUACUUCAUCAAACCCUAGUCAAGACAUUCACGCCGUUUGUAAUAAUGCCAACGGAAGAUCUACCUCUACUACACCUCUUGUUCCGUGCCUAACGACUACUUAGAUAGGGCAUACGUGAUUUUGUUCCAAUUUUUUGACUAUACAGUGAUCAAUGUAAUUAUCAAAAGAAUUUAGGCGUUUUUCUUGAGAUUUUUUCUUAAUUACUCAUGAUGGGUUAAUUUUUUGUGUGGUUACUAAAAUAUACGUG
This is a messenger RNA of Mercurialis annua (annual mercury), 1396 nucleotides long. RefSeq names its product probable polygalacturonase At3g15720. The coding region runs from base 62 to 1252 and encodes 396 amino acids. Lineage: Eukaryota; Viridiplantae; Streptophyta; Magnoliopsida; Malpighiales; Euphorbiaceae. Gene Ontology annotation, biological process: carbohydrate metabolic process. Gene Ontology annotation, molecular function: polygalacturonase activity. The record is from RefSeq and is a predicted model, not a curated record. The transcript has 10 exons.